Messenger RNA from Agrilus planipennis (emerald ash borer), 1393 nucleotides. Its product is annotated as glyoxylate reductase/hydroxypyruvate reductase. The record is from RefSeq and is a predicted model, not a curated record. Gene Ontology annotation, cellular component: cytosol. Gene Ontology annotation, molecular function: hydroxypyruvate reductase [NAD(P)H] activity; NAD binding; glyoxylate reductase (NADPH) activity. Lineage: Eukaryota; Metazoa; Arthropoda; Insecta; Coleoptera; Buprestidae. The transcript is spliced from 2 exons. Bases 152 to 1255 code for a protein of 367 amino acids.
UGCAUAAACAGAUUUUUCCCAAAAUGUCAUUUUUGUCAAAUUAUUGUUAUCAAUUUAAAAAAAAUUGAUAACAUUUUGUAGAAAGUAAAUGCUAAUGUAUCCUUCAUUCUUUCUUCGUUAUGUAAACGUUUUCAAAUUUAUUUAGGCAUCCAUGUUUUUGAAGAAAAAUUACAUAAAUUUAUUUAACCUCACAGUAAGUCAAAUAAUUAGGAAAAGAAUUACAUUUUCAGCCCCAGCAGCUUUAUAUCAUCACAGAGUUUACGAUAUGGAAAAAAAACCAGACCAUUCCGUUUUUAUUACAACCAAAAUUGACGAAGAAGCCAAAAAAAUUCUUAAGGAUGCCAAUUUUGAUGUUCAUGAAUGGACAGCCCCUGAACCCAUACCAAAAAACAACCUUAUUCGUGAAUUAGAAGGAAAAGAUGCACUAUUUUGUACACUGAAUGAUAAAGUCGAUGACGAAGUAUUAUCAAAAGUAGGGACCAAAUUGAAAGUGAUAGCUACAAUGUCCGUUGGUUAUGAUCAUCUCUCCCUUAAGGAUAUUAAAACACGUAACAUUAAAAUAGGAUACACACCAGGUAUUUUGACUGAAGCCACUGCUGAACUAACACUGGCUCUUUUGCUGGCAACUAGCAGACGUCUUUUUGAAGCAAACAAUGCAGUUAAAAAUGGAGAGUGGCAUGCAUGGGCCCCAUAUUGGAUGUGCGGUCCAGGUAUUAAAGGAUCCACCAUUGGAAUAGUGGGUUUAGGGAGAAUAGGACAACAAGUCGCCAGAUUGAUCAAACCAUUUAACCCAAAAUCUAUUAUAUUUUACUCCAGAUCAUUGAAAGAAGUUCAAUCAAAAAUUCUUAACUUGGUUCAAGUUGAUUUUGAGACCCUUUUGAAGGACAGCGAUUUUAUAAUCCUUACAUGUGCAUUAACAGAUGAAACAAAAAACUUGUUCAAUGAUAAAGCAUUCAGUAAAAUGAAGAAAAAUGCAGUUUUCAUAAAUACAAGCAGGGGAGGUAUCGUCGAUCAAGGGGCACUUGUUAAAGCACUUAAAAGUAAUCUAAUUUUUGGAGCUGGUUUGGAUGUUAUGACUCCAGAACCUCUGCCACUCAAUCAUGAACUGCUCCAAUUAAAAAAUUGUGUAAUUCUGCCCCAUAUUGGAAGUGCUGCUAUCCAAACAAGACAAGAAAUGGCUAAAAUUACUGUUCAGAACAUUAUAGCCGCUAUUAAGGAUGAACCAAUGCCUAGUGAAUUAAUAGUAGAUUGUUAAUUGUAAUUAAAUUGUAAUUAUUGAGUUUGGUAAGGUUUUUUCUUUGAAUUUACAGGUUUUUAAAAUAGACAAUAACAUUGAUUAUAAAUUGUAGAUAAAUAUAUUUUUCUAUGCUUAAUAGAUUGUGUUAUAAUACAU